AUGGGACAAAAGCUCCACGCUCUUAUGUUCCCAUGGUUCGCUUUUGGUCACUUUACUCCAUACUUGCAUCUAGCCAACAAGUUAGCUGAGAAAGGUCACAGGGUUACUUUCUUGCUGCCUGCGAAAGCUAAAAAACAAUUAGAACCUCUUAACCUGUUCCCAGACAGCAUCGUCUUACAUCCUAUUACCAUUCCUCAUGUUGAUGGUCUUCCUGCUGGCGCAGAGACCCCCUCGGACAUCCCCAUCACGUUGUGGAAGUUCUUGAUCGUAGCCAUAGAUCGUACACGCGAUCAAGUCGAAGUCGCGGUUCGUGCUUCGAGACCGGACCUGAUCUUGUUCGAUUAUGCUUACUGGGUUCCAGAAGUGGCUAAAGAGAAUGGAGUAAAGAGUAUGAUGUACAACGUGAUAUCAGCAACAUGUAUAGCUCAUGACCUUGUCCCUGGUGGUGGAUUCGGAGUUCCUCCACCUGGUUAUCCUUCAUCUAAGUUGUUGUUCCGCGCACAUGAUGCUCACGCCAUGUCGUCAUUCUCUGUUUACUACAAGAGGUUUUACGAUCGGUUUACCACAAGUCUCACGAAUUGUGAUUUCAUUUCGGUUAGGACGUGUGAAGAAAUUGAAGGUAAGUUUUGCGACUAUAUAGGGAGUCAGUACAAGAAG
Messenger RNA from Brassica oleracea var. oleracea, 657 nucleotides. Its product is annotated as UDP-glycosyltransferase 79B11-like. The annotation marks the transcript as partial. NCBI's taxonomy places the organism in Eukaryota, Viridiplantae, Streptophyta, Magnoliopsida, Brassicales, Brassicaceae. The record is from RefSeq and is a predicted model, not a curated record. The transcript has a single exon.